This is a messenger RNA of Dreissena polymorpha, 1053 nucleotides long. Its product is annotated as 52 kDa repressor of the inhibitor of the protein kinase-like. The transcript is spliced from 5 exons. Lineage: Eukaryota; Metazoa; Mollusca; Bivalvia; Myida; Dreissenidae. Bases 1 to 1053 code for a protein of 350 amino acids. The record is from RefSeq and is a predicted model, not a curated record.
AUGGCAGAGACUGUGCCCUGUGAUGAUGUACAAGAACGAUUUCUCUCCUUGCAAGAAGUUAGUGGGGACAAAAGAGAGGAGGCUCUUUCAGAUAAAAUUUUGAACAUCAUCACCAGUUUGCGGCUUGACCCGACCAAGAUGAGGAGCCAAUGUUAUGACGGAGCAGGCAACAUGAUGGGAAAAGUUAAAGGUGUUGGCUCUAGAAUUCUUCAGCAGUAUCCAAAAGCCCUUCCAUUCUGGUGUGCUUCACAUCUUCUGAAUCGCUGCAUUGUUGCUGCCUGUGAUGUAAAGGAAGUCCGUAACAUGAUGGGUAUUGCAGAUAAGUGUUGCUGGUUCUUCAACAACUCAGCGAAGAGACAGACCUACCUUGAGGCAGCUCUUGAGCAGAUGCCAGACCAGCCUCAAAGAAGAAAACUAAAGGAAUUGUGUAGGACCCGCUGGGUACAGCGCCAUGAUGCCUUCGAGGUCUUCCUAGACUUCCUCCCAGCAACGAUUGAUGCCAUUGAAAAUAUUCUGGAGAAUGAAAGUCGCCCGGACUCACUGACUGAUGCAAAUAGAAUUCUGAGCGCCAUCACAUCAUUCCCAUUUAUUAUUGCCCUGGUGAUUGCUCUGCGUUGCUUGGCGUACAUCAAGUCUCUCAGCAUUGUUCUUCAGGGCAGAGAACUUGAUGUGGUAGAGGCCUUAAAAAAUGUCCGCCAUGUGAAGGACACACUGCAAAACAAGCGUGACUCUGUUGACAACUUCCAUGGCUGUCUGUAUGAGGAGGCUGUGGCUGUAGCCAAAGCUGUCGGAGUGGACCCUUCAAUCCCAAGGCGAUGUGGCAGACAGGCACAACGAAACAACAUCCCAGCAGACACUCCAGAAACAUACUACAAGAGGGUUUUAACCAUUCCAUUCCUGGACCACCUGCUGCAGCAGUUUAGUGAGCGUUUCACAACGCUUCAUGAGAGGGCUUCUUCUGUACUCCUCCUUAUUCCAUCAGUAAGACAGGACCUGGACAACACCAGUCUGGAGUACUACUUAGAUGACCUCCCUUCAUCAGGAACACUUUAG